GCGCUCCCGCCCCGGGGCGGCCCGAGCGCCGCCCCGCGGGACGGCUUCCCAGUGCGCCCGGCGUCUCGCUCGUCUGCUCCGCCGCCACUAGCUCCUGCGCGCGUCCGCGCCCGGCAUGGCUGGCAAAGCACACAGGCUAAGUGCUGAGGAGAGGGACCAGCUGCUGCCAAACCUGCGGGCCGUGGGGUGGAACGAGCUGGAAGGCCGGGAUGCCAUCUUCAAGCAGUUCCAUUUCAAAGACUUCAAUCGGGCUUUUGGCUUCAUGACAAGAGUGGCUCUUCAGGCUGAGAAAUUGGACCACCAUCCUGAAUGGUUUAACGUGUACAACAAGGUCCACAUCACCCUGAGCACUCAUGAGUGUGCGGGCCUUUCAGAACGGGACAUAAACCUGGCCAGCUUCAUCGAGCAAGUAGCAGUGUCCAUGACAUAGACCCUGCCCUUCCUCUCUCAGUUCUUCAGGGGAAAGGGGCCACUGAACUGGGGAUCCAGAGAGGGAACUGGGGAGCCCUGAGAUGUUGGUGCAGUCAGAAGGGCCAAGUUGACCCCGCUGCUUCUAUUUAGGGGCAAGUCCUUGCCGUGGAAGGAGAGGCCAACAUCACUGCCAAGACGAGGAACUUAGACCGUUUUUCCCCACACCACUGUCGUCCUCCUUGGGACUCUGUGACAUGUACAUUGAUUUGAAUUAGUUCUUCCCUUUCUUUACAACUUCCCAGCAACAGUAACGAUUUUCUUUCCUGGCUGUGUCUUGCUCUCUUUCUGAUUCAUUUCCCAAGAAGCUGUGAUAGAAGCUGUGUUUAAGAUAAACAAAGUCUUAUCUUAGAAACCAGUAACCUAAAGCCAUCCUCAUCCUGUGUGACAGAAACCCCAUGUGCUUUUAUGCCUCAAAUAAAAACACUGUUUCACUUGG
This is a messenger RNA of Physeter macrocephalus (sperm whale), 907 nucleotides long. RefSeq names its product pterin-4 alpha-carbinolamine dehydratase 1 (gene PCBD1). The record is from RefSeq and is a predicted model, not a curated record. Gene Ontology annotation, molecular function: 4-alpha-hydroxytetrahydrobiopterin dehydratase activity. Bases 116 to 430 code for a protein of 104 amino acids. Lineage: Eukaryota; Metazoa; Chordata; Mammalia; Artiodactyla; Physeteridae. Gene Ontology annotation, biological process: tetrahydrobiopterin biosynthetic process. The transcript has 4 exons.